AUGGAAAUAGAUAAAGAAGAAUCAAAACAAACGACAGAAGAUAUUAAAAUAUGUAUACCUGGUAUGCGCAUAAGUGCAUCUAAUAAAGAAACUAUGUCAGGGGCUGGAACAUAUGAAUUAGAUGGUUACAUAUACACGUAUCUUGCAGGAAUAUUGAAAACACAAUAUGAUGAGGUUAAAAAGGCGAAUAUUUUAUCCAUAGAAAGUCCAAAAAGCCCCAGUGUCCUUCCUCAAAUGGGAGAUAUAGCUACAGCAAGAGUAAUAGCUGUAAACUCCCGGUUAGUACAAUGCCAGAUACUUUGUGUGGGUCCAACAGUGUUAGCUAGGCCAUACAGAGGAAUUCUGAAAAAGGAAGAUAUAAGAGAUAUGGAUAAAGAUAGAAUUGAUCCCUAUAAGUGCUUUAGACCUGGGGAUGUUAUUUUAGCAAGAGUUUUACCAAUGACAGAGCUGCAUGCUUAUCAUCUAUCCACUGCAGAAAAUGAGCUUGGUGUCGUAAUUGCAACUGCUGAAGGUUCUCCACAAGGAGUAAGCAUGGUUCCAAUCAGCUGGUCUGAAAUGCAGUGCCCUACAACAUUAAACAAAGAGCCCAGGAAAGUAGCAAGAGUAAUACCUGAAACUAUCAAUAAAGAAUUUGUCUUUGCAAGUCAACCUGAAUUGGGCAAGAGUUAA
This is a messenger RNA of Pieris macdunnoughi, 669 nucleotides long. NCBI's taxonomy places the organism in Eukaryota, Metazoa, Arthropoda, Insecta, Lepidoptera, Pieridae. The record is from the annotation of a GenBank genome assembly.